Zasmidium cellare ATCC 36951 is the source of this 2037-nucleotide messenger RNA. RefSeq lists its product as uncharacterized. The record is from RefSeq and is a predicted model, not a curated record. Bases 1 to 2037 code for a protein of 678 amino acids. The transcript has 3 exons. NCBI's taxonomy places the organism in Eukaryota, Fungi, Ascomycota, Dothideomycetes, Mycosphaerellales, Mycosphaerellaceae.
AUGGGUCAACGACACCAGCUGUACGUGAUUGCCAAAGCCGACGGCCGCUACCGAACACUCGCGGCCCUGCAUAAACAAUGGUCGUAUUCCAUAGGCGCCAUCGCAAGGUGCCAGCUGGUGAUGCAAGUCUUCCGCGCCAAUGCUUCGCUGGUGAAGCAGGAAAUCCAAAAAGCUGAGAAGCUUGACUGGCAGAAAGAGGUUGAAGCAGAAGGCGUGAAGGGAAGCCUCUCGGAGCGCGAGAUGAACCUUUUGUUCCCCUUCAUAGCCACGUGCCUGAUCGUUGGUGCGGGCGACAAGUGGCUGUUGCCAAUCACGAUCGUACCCACUGAUGGGGACAACAACGACGGCAUUACGGUACUCGACAUCACCGAUCCGGACAUGCCACGAUAUGCCUUUGUAUCUCUCCCAGUGAGCGAGCAUGACGGAUCCGUCCAGCGUAUGAUUCCACAGGAUGCCAUCGAGUAUUUGAAGAUCUACCGAGAUAGGGAGGACCCCUUUACUUCCGAAGACGAAGAUAUCGCGAAAGACGUCGCUGCGUCACCACUGAUCGAUGCUGAAACUCUGCAAAGUGCAUGGCCAACACUGAAAUUCCACGGAGGGCUUCUUCACAGACUCAAGAAUCUCAAGUGGCCACGAAGCACGGAGCCAAGUGGCACUAGCAGUGGCACACCUUUCGAGACCGGCUCCUUGAGAGGCAGGACCAUGCGCGAGGUGAUUUUUAAAGCACUUGAUUGCAACCCAAACGAACUCUCGUGGAUCGAGGAAGCCGCUUCUCUCCCAGACUUUGAUGAUACGCUUCGCACAACGCUUUUCGAGCAGCCGCAACUUCAGGAGAAGCCAUCAGGGGUGGCGCUUCUCACGCGUGUGUUAAAGAAGGCACCAGAGGUACAUGUAGAUCUCAGGCCGUUCUUCACGUUGAAACCAGCUCAGGUGCUGGACAUCAUCCAAAGCCUGGACCACAGCGUCGCUGUUUCGCUGCCACCGAUGCCAGAUCUUACUCUUGACAAUUUGCACGAGCUUCUCCAGACAGGCAAACUUCGUGAGUUGCACAUGGGGGACACUCCAAACCUCGGGCUUCAGGAGGCUUUGGACGCUAUUUCUUGCAAGCAGUUGGCUGCGUUCUCCCAUCCAAGCCUCUAUCGCCUUCCCAUUGAGCUCAUGUACGUGAGUCCGGAGCGACGGGAGGAAAGACUUCCCAACUACCCAAUCGAUACCGAGAGUGGCUUCCCGGUCUCGCAGCUAAUCUUCCUGCAAUCCAUGGAGCCCCACGACGCUGUGAGGCCGUGCGUCGCAGGCGGUGAUGAGCUGGCGUGGACUAAGAUAUCACCACCAGAGGCACCAGGUAGAUGGAACGGGAUGAGUCCGCUGGAGGGACCGAUCGUUAUUCCCAUCACGCUCAGAGACUCCCUCCUGUCGUUGGAUCGAGUACUUGAACAACUUCCUGAGAUUGUGGCAGACUUGUCAAGUCAGUUGAUAAUCGACCUGCGGGGAUUUAUUGGCCUUGCAAGAGCCGGACAGGACGCGGCGACAAAGCAUCUCGCUCUUCGUCGCGACAAACGUUUAUUACCAAUUCCGGCCCGGUUGUACAACACGUACAGAACGUCUGGGCUGUCCAGUUGCGAGAGGCCGCCAGUAACAGAGGCCGUGAAGUGCGGGGAAUGGUCAUUGCUCGCCCUUCACGAAGCUCCAUACAAGGAAGCCUUCAGAACCUCAGAGUCGGAGAUACGAUACGCUUUCGUUACGUUGGACGACAAUGAACAGCUUCUCUCGGUUUCAGUCGAUGAGUUUGUGCGGACGCUAUCUUCCAACGAAAUCUACGGCUCUGGAAACUCGGACGCUCGAGCAGAAUUGGUCCGUAGCUUCGAGGAACGAAUGGCGGGGACGUGUGAGGGCCAGACGGCUCGUGUGAGCCACACUGGUCUGUCCGAGGUCAUCGAGGCGAUGCGUCUAACGGACGUGCAUCGAGCGCAGGUCGAGGAAGCCGAUGAGGUCCAGGGCAAGUUCAGACGACACAAACGAAGAGAGUUCGAAGAGUAG